CCUUCACCGCGCUGUAAAUUUUCAAAAUAUUCUGCAGCAAAAAGUUCCUUUCGCUGGGUUAAUUUCUCCAAUCAGUAUAAAAAAGUAACCAUCACCGUAUGUGUACAUUUGGCACAUGCGUCCCAAUGGCUGCUUCAUUGCUGUGUGUGUUAAAGUAGAGGAAAAUAAGGCAAACGGUUAUCUCCCCGAGUGGACUUCCUCCCUUGAGCACUCUGCCUUUAUCUUUCACACUCCAUUUUGAUAAAUCAUCGCUUGCCUUUUUUGGGGCGUUCACAUCGACGGAUGUGCCGCUAAGCAUAAACGAUCACGCGCGUUAGUACCCACUUCGUCAGUGCCGAAUUGACGACUACGCAUUAUUUGCUGCCAGUUGAGCGAGGGGGGCCUGCGACCAAAAAGGCAACCUCUUAAAGAACACCGCUGCCCAUCAAAAUGAUGCUCGAGAACGCAAAGGAAAUGGCCAUAAAUGAGGACGUCGAAAAGGAGAUAUACGAAUGCUUCUCCCUGUUCGAUACAAACAAAUGCGGCUACAUCGACAUCCGCGAAUUUUACUUCGCCCUUAAGUCGCUUGGCCUCAAUUUCAAAAAAGAGGAAGUGAAGAAUCUCUUCCUCCAAGUGAAGAAAAACAUCGACGAUAAAUUAAAUUUCGAUGAGUUUUUCGAAAUCGCGACGAAACAUAUUCAUAAGAGAUACAAUGAGGAGGAAAUGGACCACAUGUUUGCGCUCUUCGACCCGAAUGACACAGGAAAAAUAACGCUAACUUCUUUGCGAAAAGUUUGUGCCGAAAUAGGGGAACACAUCGACGACGCGGAACUGAACCACAUGAUCGAGUUUGCCGACAGAAACAACGACAAGGUUAUCGACAAGGAGGAAUUCAAGAGAGUGCUUCUAAGCGCGUGGAAAAACGACCCGCUAAGUGACGUAGACUCGGAUUAGCAUCCCCCCACAGGAGUGCACGCUGAUUGUGAAGCUAGCCAAGCGUCGCAGCGGCGGGA
Molecule: messenger RNA, 992 nt
Organism: Plasmodium vivax (malaria parasite P. vivax)
Lineage: Eukaryota; Apicomplexa; Aconoidasida; Haemosporida; Plasmodiidae
Product: caltractin, putative
Exons: 3
Coding region: 430-933 (167 amino acids)
Biological process (GO): spindle pole body duplication
Cellular component (GO): microtubule organizing center
Molecular function (GO): calcium ion binding; microtubule binding
Source: RefSeq, a predicted model, not a curated record